CCAACAGCUCGGCAUCGGCUGCAUCGAAUAGGAAUCGAUUCACUGUCGCCGCGGGAUACUGACGGGAUUCUCUGGCUUACGGCGUUGAUCAUUUCUCGGGAAACAGCAUCGUGCUUCUUCCACCACAUACUUCCUCACAAUGGCGACGCUGAGGACCGUUUGCCGGGCGCCUCUGAGGCAGCUUUGCCCCCGCUCGACGUUCGCAAUUGCUACAAACCAUCCCAGACUGCUACCGCGCCAGUGGCGGGGAUAUGCUUCGUCGGCGGAGGCCCAGCACAAGCUCUUGUCUCAGAGCCUCGAAGACAUCGACCCGACCGUCUACAAGAUCAUUGAGAAUGAGAAGAACCGCCAGAAGCACUUCAUCAACCUCAUUCCCUCCGAGAACUUCACCUCGCAGGCAGUUCUCGAUGCGCUCGGCAGUGUGAUGCAGAACAAAUACUCCGAGGGCUACCCCGGUGCGCGAUACUACGGAGGCAACGAGUGGAUCGAUGAGGCAGAGCGACUCUGUCAGCAAAGAGCGCUCCAGGCCUUCGGCCUGAAUGAAGCAGAAUGGGGCGUCAACGUGCAGCCCCUUUCUGGUUCCCCAGCAAACCUCUACGCUUAUUCCGCCAUCCUCAACACCCAUGAUCGCAUCCUCAGUCUCGACUUGCCCCACGGCGGCCACCUGUCGCACGGUUACCAAACACCCACAAAGAAGAUCUCAGCAGUAUCCAAAUACUACGAGACGCUGCCGUACCGGCUAAAUGAGAAGACUGGCUUCAUUGACUAUGAACAGAUGGACUUCCUAGCGAACCUCUACCGCCCGAAGGUCAUUGUUGCGGGAACAUCCGCCUAUAGCCGUUUGAUCGAGUACGAGCGGGUCCGGAAGAUUGCAGAUAGCGUCAACGCCUAUGUCCUGUCCGACAUGGCACACAUUUCGGGUCUCGUCGCCGCUGGCGUUAUUCCUUCGCCUUUCCCUCAUUCCGACAUUGUUACCACAACCACCCACAAGUCCUUGCGCGGUCCCCGUGGCGCCAUGAUCUUCUACCGCAAGGGUGUCAGGCGGGUGGACAAGAAGGGCGUCGAGGAGAAGUAUGACUUGGAAGGCCCGAUUAACAUGUCGGUGUUCCCGGGACAUCAGGGUGGUCCUCACAACCACACCAUCACAGCGUUGGCCGUUGCUUUGGCCCAAGCGCAGACCAAGGAGUUCAAAGACUACCAGCAGACAGUACUAGACAACGCAAAGGCUUUUGCAGAGCGACUAGGUAACUCCAAGGAAGAAGGAGGUCUUGGUUACAAGAUCGUCAGUGGUGGCACUGACAAUCAUCUCGUCCUCAUUGACUUGAAGGAUAAGGGCGUGGACGGUGCUCGCGUUGAGCGCAUCCUCGAGCUUGUUGGCGUCGCUAGCAACAAAAACACUGUUCCAGGUGACAAGUCCGCCAUGAAGCCUGGCGGUCUGCGCAUGGGUACGCCCGCGAUGACCACGCGGGGUUUCCAGGGCGAGGACUUCAAGCGCGUUGCCGAUGUUGUGCACCGCGCCGUCGGCAUCACACAGAAGCUCGACAAGGAGGCUAAGGCCAAGGCCGAAAAGGACGGCAGGAAAGCGCCCGGCAGCGUUGCCGCUUUCAAGGAGUACGUGGGUGAGGGCGAGGAUAUUACUGAUAUUGUCUCGCUGCGCAAGGAGGUCGAGGACUGGGUUGGCACGUUCAGCCUUCCCUGGGUGAAACACCCUUAGACGAAAAGCGUAGACACUGUCGGCUUUAUGCAUCAUGGCGUUAUGUUAGGGGAUUGUACACAGCAAUUCAAUAAUCCUUUUAUUCACUGUUGGAAGUACUGCCAUGUCUCCAACAAGAAUGCUUAGUUCAUGGUGGGUGGGUUUUUGCUCUUGCCUUGAGGGAAGCCGCCUUUCCUCGCCGUGCGCUCUUGCCCCGUUGGUCUGCACCUUCCACAGGGGCCGACGAUAAGAACGGGAAUCCUCCUAAGACCCUACUGUGGACAUCUACGCGGACUUGUUACAUUGCAAGCUUACAAUCGUACAAUGGUGUGGGUUCAUACAGAAUGGGGCAUGCGCCUACAUCCCCACUUUUUGUCCCAGCUACUGUGUUCUUCGCCAUACUGUUCGGCAACCUCCACGAUACU
This is a messenger RNA of Paraphaeosphaeria sporulosa, 2118 nucleotides long. Its product is annotated as serine hydroxymethyltransferase-like protein. Gene Ontology annotation, biological process: folic acid metabolic process; tetrahydrofolate interconversion; L-serine catabolic process. Gene Ontology annotation, cellular component: cytoplasm. Bases 140 to 1714 code for a protein of 524 amino acids. The transcript has 5 exons. Gene Ontology annotation, molecular function: zinc ion binding; cobalt ion binding; glycine hydroxymethyltransferase activity. Lineage: Eukaryota; Fungi; Ascomycota; Dothideomycetes; Pleosporales; Didymosphaeriaceae. The record is from RefSeq and is a predicted model, not a curated record.